CUUUUCUUCAUCAAGCACAAGAUGAUUGGAUUUCGUUGGAUUUUAUUAUUUCUUUGCAUUUUUGGAAAUCCUUUAGUUCAUGCUAAAAAGGGAGCUCCAUACGAGAAGUAUGGUUCUUCCAAAUCUGCUAUUUAUGCUUGUAAUUUAUAUAUAAGCUCAGUUGGUAUUUUCUGUGAACCAUCAACGGACUAUUAUGCUACCUACGCUUGUAUUUGUCAAAACGAUAAUGCAAGAGCUACUUUUGCCGGUUGUCUUAACGUAAAAAAUCAAAUAACUAAGGAUGUUGUUGAUGAUAUUAAUAAAAUGGGUGCUACUUAUAAUCUUUCUUGUACUGUUCAAGAUUAUAAAGAUUCUUUGCAAAAUUAUACUAAAUAUGCUAAACUUCCAAGCGAAAUUGAAAAUUAUAAUAUUUCGGUGCCAGUUAAUGUUCCAAUCAAAUUGAAUGAUUCAACAACCGCUUUGUACUUUAGAGCUUAUGAUCAAUUCUUGGGUAAUUAUGAUAACUCUUUAUACUACGGUCUUGCCUUAACCGAGUAUUUUGCUCUUGUGUUUGUGUUGGCUAUUAUUGCAAAUUGGUCGAAAGUUUUAUUCCCCAAAAUUGUUGGUAAAUUUACUGGCCCAAUAUCAAAUACCUAUAGAAAAUACAUUAGUUUACCAGCUUUUAUCAGAAGAAAAAAGACUCAAGAACAAGUAUUCUUCAAAGUUUUUGAUUUCUUAGUUCCUUCAAGAUUAGAGUCUUUGAUCCUUUUUGGUUUUCUUGCUUUAACUAUUGCGGUUUCUGGUGCAAACAUUAAAUAUAUUGAGAAUGAUCCAGUUUUUGCAACCAAAGGUCAAGCCAUAGCUCGUUAUAUCGCUGAUAGAACUGGUAUUACAGCUACUUUGAACAUGCCUUUAUUAAUUUUAUUCGCUGGUCGUAAUAAUUUCCUACAAUGGUUGACUAGAUGGGAUUUCGCCACAUUUAUUUGCUAUCAUAGAUGGGUUGCAAGAGUUAUAUUCUUGUUAGUAGUGGUUCAUGCUUCUUGUUUCACUCAUCUUUAUUUAUUACGUGGCUACUAUGCUGCUGAAAUGAAAGAAACAUUUCUCGUAUGGGGUACUAUCGCCACGGUUGCUGGUGGUAUUAUCAUGGUUCAAGGUAUGCUUUUUUUAAGAAGAGCAUGGUAUGAAAUUUUUUUAUUAGUUCAUAUAAUUAUGGCUGCUUUAUUUAUUGGUGGUGCUUGGAUUCACGUUGAAGAGUUAGGUUACGUUUGGAUUGUUUAUUCAGUUGUUGCAGUUUGGUGUUUUGAUCGUGCCGUUAGAGUUGGUAGAUUAUUUUGGUUUGGAUUUCCUAAAUCUGAAGUUAUCCUAUUAGCUGAUGAAACUUUGAAAGUUAUAGUUCCAAAACCAAAAUAUUGGAAAUCAGUCCCUGGAGGUCAUGCUUUCAUUCAUUUCUUAAGACCAUCUUGUUUUUGGCAAUCUCAUCCUUUCACUUUCACUGAUUCUAAAGUUAGAGGUGACAAUAUCGUUCUUUAUUGUAAAGUCAAAGGUGGUGUAACUCAUGGUUUAUAUCAAUACUUAUCUACCCAUCCAGGUAAAACCACCAAAAUCAGAGUUGCAUUAGAAGGUCCAUACGGUGAAGCCACACCAGCUAAAAGUUAUGACACUGCUAACUUUGUUGCUGGUGGUAACGGUAUUCCAGGUAUUUAUUCUGAAGUUGUUGAUUUAGCACGUCGUUCUCGUGAAAAUUCAAAGCAACAUCUUAAACUUACUUGGAUUGUUAGAGAAUAUAAAUCUUUAUACUGGUUUUAUGAAGAGCUAAUCGCUUUAAAAGAUACCAAAAUUGAAACCACCAUCUACGUUACAAAGCCAAAUUUAUUCAAUUGUAUUGAAGAAUUCAACUAUAGACUUCCAAUUAUCACUAAUGAACCAAGAUCAUCUGAUGCGGAGAUUAAUGAAAUCAAAGAUGAAGAAAGAAAAGAAUUAGGAUUAGAAUUCAAGACUACUGAUAUUAAAUACAAUGAAGAAAAGAAACAUUUUGGUUCUAGUGAUGACGAAAGCGAAGAUCAAGCUGAUUUACAAAUUAGAGUUGUCAACCAAAUCAAAGCAGAAUUAUCACAUAUUCAAUUCAAGGAAGGUCGUCCAGAUAUGGAAGAACUUGUUAAACAAGAAGUUGAAGAAUCCAAUGGAUCAGUUGCUUUCGUAACAUGUGGACACCCAGUAAUGGUUGAUGAUUUGCGAUACAGUGUUGUUCAAAAUUUGGAUAAUCCGGAUGGCAAAAGAUUAGACUUCUUUGAACAAUUACAAGUCUGGGCUUAAUACAAUACACUCUUGUCUAUAGUUUCUUUUCUUCUUAUUUAUGGGCGUUUAAACCUUGCUUGAUUUUCAGAUUUUAUUUUCACUCUUAUAAUUUCGUUAUACUUUUCAAUUCUCUUUUCUAAUCGAUUCAACUAGAUAAUAAUAUAAG
Messenger RNA from Hyphopichia burtonii NRRL Y-1933, 2440 nucleotides. Its product is annotated as ferric reductase family protein. The transcript has a single exon. Lineage: Eukaryota; Fungi; Ascomycota; Pichiomycetes; Serinales; Debaryomycetaceae. Gene Ontology annotation, biological process: intracellular iron ion homeostasis; iron ion transport; copper ion import. Gene Ontology annotation, molecular function: ferric-chelate reductase activity. Bases 22 to 2292 code for a protein of 756 amino acids. The record is from RefSeq and is a predicted model, not a curated record. Gene Ontology annotation, cellular component: plasma membrane.